Messenger RNA from Cavenderia fasciculata, 171 nucleotides. RefSeq lists its product as uncharacterized. The transcript has a single exon. The coding region runs from base 1 to 171 and encodes 56 amino acids. NCBI's taxonomy places the organism in Eukaryota, Evosea, Eumycetozoa, Acytosteliales, Cavenderiaceae. The record is from RefSeq and is a predicted model, not a curated record.
AUGACGUUUCCUCUUGGACAAGAUUAUCGUAAAUGUUUAAGUUGCCAUAUUGAUGCCAAGAACAAGGCGUUCUGUUACCGUCACUGGCUAGAUGAUCUUGCUCGCCAAAGAGAUAAAAAAGCGGUGGUACCAAUCGUCUCACCUAUCAAUAUGGAAUCAAGUGGUGAAUAA